This is a messenger RNA of Peromyscus californicus insignis, 6083 nucleotides long. RefSeq names its product dpy-19 like C-mannosyltransferase 3 (gene Dpy19l3). Bases 275 to 2425 code for a protein of 716 amino acids. The record is from RefSeq and is a predicted model, not a curated record. NCBI's taxonomy places the organism in Eukaryota, Metazoa, Chordata, Mammalia, Rodentia, Cricetidae. Gene Ontology annotation, cellular component: nuclear inner membrane. The transcript has 19 exons. Gene Ontology annotation, molecular function: mannosyltransferase activity.
CCUGAACCAAUGAAUGCAGCGGCAGCGGCCCGGCCUCCCCGGCGCGCCCCUUCCAGGGGCUGUAGACGCCCCCCAGGCCCAGCCUUGAAUCGCGCCUCACAGAGCCAUCCGCCGCAGGGUUCUCCCGGUCUCCACCUUGCUCUAGACCGUGGUGUGGGCGCGUCCCCAAGGCCUGGGUGUCCGGCGUGCUUCUUUGCCAAUCCCAAGCCGCCCGCGAGGACUGCUGAGGCCGCAGGAGUUGUUGGAAGAACAAUGCACAUGAAUCUUUGACAUCAUGAUGUACAUCCGGCAAAGAAAAGAGACAAAAACCAUAGAAGUUUCUGAGGAUUUUCUAUCACCAAAAGAAAAUGUGAAGUUGGAAAAGAAAUUGCCAUCUGGUUGUGCCUCGGGAAGGUUCUGGAAGAUCCUGUCGUCUGUGGUUGGUGGAAUCGUGGCCCUUUGCAUUGGACUUCUUACAUCUGUCUACCUGGCCACCCUGCAUGAGAAUGAUUUGUGGUUUUCCAAUAUUAAGGAAGUAGAGCGAGAAAUCUCAUUCAGGACGGAAUGUGGACUGUACUAUUCAUACUACAAGCAGAUGCUGCAGGCGCCGACCCUCCUGCAAGGUUUUCAUGGCCUAAUCUAUGACAAUAAAACGGAAUCCAUGAGGACGAUUAACCUCCUCCAACGAAUGAAUAUUUACCAAGAAGUUUUCCUCAGUGUUUUGUAUAGAGUCCUCCCCAUACAGAAAUAUCUAGAACCUGUUUAUUUUUAUAUCUACACUCUUUUCGGGCUCCAAGCAGUCUACGUCACAGCCCUUUAUAUAACCAGCUGGCUUCUCAGUGGCACCUGGCUGUCAGGACUGUUGGCAGCUCUGUGGUACGUCACCAACAGAACAGAUACCACGAGAGUUGAGUUUACCAUCCCGCUGAGGGAGAACUGGGCUCUGCCUUUCUUUGCAAUUCAGAUUGCGGCAGUUACCUACUUUCUGAGACCAAACUUACAGCCUCUGUCUGAAAAGCUGACACUUCUUGCCAUUUUCAUGUCAACUUUUCUCUUUAGCCUGGCAUGGCAGUUUAACCAGUUCAUGAUGCUGCUGCAAGCGCUGGUGCUGUUCAUCCUGGACUCCUUGGACAUGCUACCGGCCGUGAAGGUCACCUGGCUGUACGGCAUACAGAUAAGCUGCUUGCUCCUCGUCUGCAUGCUUCAGUUUUUUAACUCCAUGAUUCUGGGAUCGCUACUCAUCAGUUUUAACCUUUCGGUAUUAAUUGUAAGAAAACUUCAGAAAAACCUAAAAACUGGGACCUUCCUGACUAGGAUUGGAAAACUAUUGUUGCAUUUACUUCUAGUUUUCUGUUUGACACUUUUUCUUAACAACGUUAUUAAGAAAAUUCUUAACCUGAAGUCAGACGAGCACAUCUUUAAAUUUCUGAAGGCCAAGUUUGGGUUUGGAGCCACCAGGGACUUCGAUGCGAAUCUCUACCUAUGUGAAGAAGCCUUCGGCCUCCUGCCUCUCAACACAUUCCAGAGGCUCUCGGAGACACUGCUGUUUUACGCAUACGUGUUCGUCUUGUUGGUCACAGUGAUCACGGCUUCGGUGGUUGCCUUUCAUAACCUCAGUGAUUCCGUGAGUCCGCAGCCCGUGGGUCAGACAAGAAAGUGUGCAGUUGACCUGAAACCAGAAGCCGCUUACAACUUAAUCCACACCAUUCUGUUCGGGGUCCUGGCGCUGAGUACGAUGAGGAUGAAGUACCUGUGGACCUCCCAUAUGUGUGUGUUCGCAUCGUUUGGCCUGUGCAGCUCUGAGAUCUGGGAGUUGCUCCUGAGGCUGGUUCGUCUCUGUAACCCAAAGAGGAUCUGGGUCAUGCGGUAUUCGGUGCCCAUAGUCACCCUGCUGUACCUGUGCUGUAAGUCCUGGCCAGGAAUGAUGGAUGAACUCUCGGAGUUGAAAGAGUUCUAUGACCCAGAUACAGUGGAACUCAUGGACUGGAUUAGCUCUAACACACCAAGAAAGGCCGUGUUCGCUGGGAGCAUGCAGCUGCUGGCUGGAGUCAAGCUGUGCACGGGACGGACCCUAACCAACCACCCACACUAUGAAGACAAAAGCCUGAGAGAGCGGACCCAAGCGGUUUAUCAGAUAUACGCGAAACGGUCUCCAGAGGAAGUGCACUCGCUCCUGAGGUCCUUUGGCACUGACUUUGUGAUCUUGGAAGACAGCAUCUGCUACGAACGCAGGCACCAAAGGGGCUGCCGGCUGCGCGAUUUGCUGGACGUCGCCAACGGACACGAGAUGGAUGGGCCAGGAGAGAGUGACCCCGACUUGAGACCUGCAGACCACCCUCGCUUCUGUGAGGAGAUUAAAAGGAACCUGCCCUCCUAUGCGGCUCACUUCACUAGAGUAUUCCAGAACAAGACAUUCCACGUCUACAAACUGUCCAGAAACAAGUAACCGUGUCCAUCCUUAAAACCCCAGUGCAUCUGCAGCUGACGGAGUCAGUGUCUGUGAGUCAGGAGCAGGGCUUGCAGGAGCUGGGAUUGCGGACAGCUGCAGACCAUUCCGCCAUCCUCCGAAACCCUUUCACUACGCCUGGCUCUUCCAUCCUGGCUCUGCCUUUUCCAUGAGUGUUCUUUAGCCUAACUGUGGGUACCUGUCCAGGACUGGGAAUUUGCCACCGAGGGAGUCGGGUGUGACCCACUGGUGGCCUGGAAAAUGAGAGCCUAUUUAAGAUCUGAAAUACUUGUGAUUUUCAGUGACCCUGAGCUAGUCAUGAAUGAGUGUAGUUGACAGGCUGCAUGGUUCAGUUAUUGGUAUUUCUUCACCACUGGGACCAAUCAGUGGCUUUUUAAAAGCUUAUUGUCCUGUCUCCUUUAAAAUUUUAUAACAUUUUCCAAUUUACCAUGCUUUCAUGUGUGAAGAAACAAAUCAUGUUAGGUCUUUGAAUCUUAAAUAUCCAUUUGUGCUCUAAAAUGUCACAUGUGCAGAACUGUGGGGCAGUCUUAGAGUGUGUGUUCAAAUCUGGGCACAGCAAUCAGGGUGCUCCUGGGCCAGGUUUGGUAGCACACUCCUUUAAUCCCAGCACUCGGAGGCAGGGGCGGGCAAAUCUCUUGAGAGUUCAAGGCCAGCCUGGUCUUUAUAGUGAGUUCUGGGCCAGCCUGGGCUAUGUAGAGAGAUCCUGUCUCAAAGAGAAAAAGUGUCACAGGUCUCAUCCUAGAAGUCUGCAAGGUGCAGAAGUACAUAUAGCCAGGCAGCUUAUGCUACUGUUCAGGCUUGUUUAAAAACUCAUUCGUGGUAUUUAGUGUCUCUUGCAAGUAAAACAGUUUUGCUUCAUUUCUUACUCAUUUCAAUUUACUGGGCUUGCAAAACUUUGUAAACUUUUUGUGUUUUUAGCCUUUGUAUUUUUUCAUAGCCUAGAAACUUGCAGAGUCUGGGGGUUUUUUAGACACUGUAUCUUGACUCCUCAAGUUCAGUGUGGCAUUUUCAUACCCUUCGACUUGUGGUCUCCAAUCCUCCCUCUCGGUCCCGGAGACGACACUUUUCCUCCCUAAGAGGUGACCAAGUGCCUCCAAGCUGUGCUCAGUUGUAAACAGCAGAGAGGAGUGGUGUACCUGCUCAGAGUUUUUUGAUAAUUGCUUUUAUAAUUCAUUUUUAAUGGUGGGGGCAUGUAAAAGCUGCUGAUAGAGGCAUAUUGUCCACUUAAUUAAAUCAAGAUAGCUAAUGAAAUUAACUUUCUCUCCUGUUCUUGCCAUUUGGAAGUGAUUUAACUGUUUCUCCUCACACAUUAGUGCAAUAAAUCCCCUGGAGCACCAGGCGGGAGGACCGAGUGCUCCACUGAGUCGCUAUUCGGUUACCGCUUAAGGAGCUUACACAAUGCGUUUCCAUGGUCUCGUCAGGCUCAGGGUUUUUAUGCAAAACUCAUUUAAAUAAAACAUGGACAGCUAGGUUUUUAAAUUAGGCCACUGGAACUUUGGAAUCCUGCCUUUUCUGAACCCCUAAGGUUGAAGACCACUGCAAUUAGGGGUAACGCAGCAAGAAAACAUGUUCAUCAAUGCCAAAACUUUAAUGAAGCCAGCAAAGUCGCAUGCCUGCCACAGCCACCAGCGCCGGUGGAACAUUCUGGGCCAGUGCCUUACUCUGAAGGGACAGCAGAUGCAGUAAGGCACAGUGUAUCAAGACCCAUGACUGUUACUUUGUGGGUCAGUUUGCAUUUGUUUUAAACAUUCCUGUAUGUAUGUGUCUCAUCCCUCCGUGUUUGGCGUCUUGGUAUCCAAGAGCCGUGGACUUAACUUGGAUGCACAUCCUUACCGUGGUACAGUCAUGCUAAUCGGCGCUCACUUUAUCCACAGCGCCCUUGCUGCCAAACCAUUUCCUAGAACAUUCGAAGUGCCAAAACCAGUCUUCACACAGGCUCUCCCCAAGACACUGUGAUGUGUAUAGGACAAGUUUUUACUCUUGGUGACCAAAUCUUUCAGCAAAUCAUGUUUGAUAUUUUUAGCUCUAAUCAGGACUAUAGCUUGUGACCUUGUCAUCAAGCACACAGGAGAAAAGAUGGCCUGCCCUUGGCUGUGGCCCCAAUGCUGUGCAGGCUGAAACCAGCACCCUGCAGGCCUUACUCCCUGCCGUUUGGGCCCUGGGGACUGUUACAUCUUGGUAAUAACAUUCAGUUGUGGUUCUGGAUAGAACAAGCACUAGGCUUUGAGUUCACGGAAGAACCUCUAAGAACAGCAGAAGUGCUCUUAAUUAAUGGCACUUCUGACUCCUCAGGGCCUCAAGUCUCCAGCCCUCUUGGGAGCCACCUGCUGCAAUCCGGCAGGUGGCCGCUGCCUUGUGUGCCAGGCUCCAGUGGAAGCCCAGCCCAGUCUCUGGUAUACAUUCUGCUUCUGACUGUGAGUACGGAGGCCAGCCACAAGAGGCCUGGGGUGUGGCUUGACAGUAGUGCUGGCCUAGCAUCUUACAAAGCCCUAAGCUUGACCCCCAGCACUGCAGAAGAAAACAGACAGAAAAAGAGAUACUUUUUGCAAAAAUUUAAAUCGGAUACUUUGAUAAGGUGGAUUUCUCAUCAAAAUUGCUUUUAAAUUAAAUGUGCUCGGGUCUGCAGAGAUGGCUCGGUAGUUAAGAGUGUGUAUGACUCGUGCAGAGGACCCUAGUUUGGUUCCCAGCACCCAUGUUGGCCGGCUCACAAAUGCCUGAACUCCAGCUCCAGGGGGACCCGGUGCCUUUUUCAGGCCUCUACAGGCACUGCACUCAUGUGCCCAUUCCCACUCACAGACAAAUAAUUCAAAAUAAAAGGAAAAUAUUUUUUAAAAAUUAAAUGUGGUCAGGAAAGUUAUUAAAUAUUAGGAGAUAAAAAUGAAGGAAAUGAAUGAGCUUACAUUCCUUCCUAGAUAAUUUAUGUACUCAUCUCACCUUUCUCAUGUCUAAGCUGGAAGCUGGGCAUGUGGCUCAGAGGUAGAGAACUUGCCUGUCAUGCAUGAGGUCCUGGGUUCGGUCCCCAGCACUGGAGGAAGCCUCAGCUGACAGGAAUACUCGAGAAUAUUCUUCCCAAAUCAUGUUGUUGGUGUGAUUUAUGCAAGAAAGAGAACCACAGACAAGGACUCCCAUGAAAUAAAAGCCCCUGGCUUCUCAUCAAAAGAUCAGUGAGUGAUGGUACUAUUGUCCACUGCUGGUGACGGUUCCCUGCAUUAGCCAUUCAGUAGACAGUUACUGUUCCCAUGCCUGGCAGAGGGUCAGUAUGGAGGGCCCACCACUUGAAUCCAGAUGUGUUAGCCAAGCACGUAAACAACAAGGCCGUUAAAGAUAUAAAGACACUUCCCAGAAAGGUAGCUUAUCUUUAGCCAAAGUGUGUUUGAAACAUUUGGUUUUAAACACAGCUUGGAACCAGAGAAAGAGCAUGAAAGUGUCUCGGAUCCUGUCUGUCAUAUCACACGUCUGCGGCUGCUCCAGCCAUGGCGGCCCGUGGCUGGGGGAAAGCACUGGUCUGUUAGGUCGGGGCAGCGACUGACCUUCCCGUUUGUGACAUCUGUUGGGGAAAACCUUAGAAAGAGCAUUUCUAAUUUGUUGUACUGAAUUGUAUAGAGAUUAUAUACUAAAUAAAGUUCUUUUCAAUGAU